Messenger RNA from Dendronephthya gigantea, 3151 nucleotides. Its product is annotated as deleted in malignant brain tumors 1 protein-like. Lineage: Eukaryota; Metazoa; Cnidaria; Anthozoa; Malacalcyonacea; Nephtheidae. Bases 152 to 2866 code for a protein of 904 amino acids. Gene Ontology annotation, cellular component: membrane. The record is from RefSeq and is a predicted model, not a curated record. The transcript has 11 exons.
UUACUUUAACGUUUAUUAUAGAGGCUUCUAUUUAACGAUACAGCGAGUCGGUCCAGACGGAAAGGUCAUAAUAUUGCAAACAGAUCAGGGAACCGUGGAUCAGCAGUAUAGAACAUACGUGACGUGUUCUUUGGCUUCGCUGGUUCACAAAAUGAUGAUUCUCGCCAUCAUAACUGGCGUAAUUUUUGGUUUAGAUUUUGUAUCACACCAUUGUGAAGCUAUAACUGCGCCUAUCAGAUUACAAGGGCCACUCAGUGCAAAUGGCACAGGUCGUGUUGAGAUAUUCUACAACAGAACAUGGGGAACAAUUUGUAAUGAUGGAUGGGACAUAAGAGAUGCUGGGGUUGUAUGUCGUCAACUUGGAUAUAUAGAUUCGGAUAUGGUAUUUUAUUCAAGCCAGUUUCCUUCUGGUUCUGGAAAAAUAUGGUUAAAAAACGUUGAUUGUACUGGUGAAGAAGAAACAAUAACAAGUUGUUCUCACAAUGGCUGGGGAGUUACUGGUUCUUGCUAUCACUAUAACGACGUCGGAGUUGAAUGUUUUAAAGCAGCUGUGCCCCUAAGGUUGCAAGGACCGUCAAGUUUAAAUGGUACUGGCCGUGUUGAAGUUUUCUACAAUGGACGUUGGGGAACAAUCUGUGAUGAUAAAUGGGAUAUGAAAGAUGCUAGGGUUGCAUGUCGUCAACUUGGCUAUAAAGACGUUGUUAGAGCCCUUCGUGAUGGCCAGGUUCCUUCUGGUUCUGGGAAAAUAUGGUUGUCUGAAAUGGAUUGUACUGGGGAAGAACAGAAUAUAACGAGGUGCUCUCACAGAAGUUGGGGUUUUCAUUCUUGUGAACAUAGGGAAGACGCUGGUGUUGAAUGUUCAACAACAGACUUUUCACAUGCGGAUGUGCCACUCAGAUUACAAGGACCAUUCAGCGAAAACGGCACUGGUCGAAUUGAAGUAUUCUAUCAUGGAUAUUGGGGUACAAUCUGUGAUUAUGUAUGGAGUAUAAAAGAUGCCAGGGUUGCGUGUCGUCAGCUUGGUUACCAAGAUGUCCUUAGGGCCCUUCGUGGUACCCAGGUUCCCUCUGCUUCAGGGCAGAUAUGGUUAUCUGACAUCGAAUGUACUGGAAAAGAACGAAAUAUCACAAGUUGUACUCAUAGGGGUUGGGGUGUUGAUUUUUGCUCUCAUUCCGAGGACGUUGGCGUAGAAUGCAGUACACAAGAUUUUACAGCUACGCCUGUGAGACUACGGUUGCAAGGACCGUCGAGCGCAAAUGGUAGAGGCCGUGUUGAAAUAUUGUAUCAUGGUUAUUGGGGAACAAUCUGUGACAGUUCGUGGAAUAUGAAAAAUGCCAGAGUUGUAUGUCGCCAACUUGGGUAUCAAGAUGUUGUUAGAACCCUUCGAAGGUACGAGUUCUAUUCUGGUUCAGGGGAUAUAUGGUUAAACCACCUCGAUUGUACCGGGGAGGAACGAAAUAUCACAAGUUGUCAUCACACUCUUGGGGGGGAGUAUCCAUUUUGCUCUCAUGGUGAUGACGCUGGCGUAGAAUGCAGUACAACAGAUUUUUCAACUACUCCCGUAAGACUGAGAUUACAAGGACCAUUAAGCGUGAAUGGUUCUGGUCGUGUUGAAGUACUAUAUCAUGGAUAUUGGGGAACAAUCUGUGGCGAUGGGUGGGAUAUGAAAAUCGCUAGAGUUGUAUGUCGUCAACUUGGUUAUCAAGAUGUUGCCAGAGUUCUUGAAGCUAACGAGGUACCUCGCAGUUCUCGAAUGACAUGGUUGUCCAAAGUAGCCUGCACUGGGGAAGAAGAAAAUAUCACAAGCUGUACUCAUAAGCCUUGGGGUUGGGGGUGUCGCUCUUAUCCUCAACAUGCUGGCGUUGAAUGCAGUACAACAGAUUUUACCAAUAUAUCUGUGAGACUAAGAUUACAAGGGCCAUUGAGUGCAAAUGGUACUGGUCGUGUUGAAGUACUCUAUCAUGGAUAUUGGGGGAAAAUAUCUGGUUAUUUUUGGAAUAAAAGAGAUGCUAAGGUUGCAUGUCGUCAACUUGGCUAUAACCCAGAUAAUGCGAAGACUCUUAAAUCGAAUCUGGUUCCUUAUAGCUCUGGACGGACGUGGUUACGAUAUGUCGAAUGCACUGGGGAUGAACAAAACAUUGCAAACUGUUCUUACCUUAGUUGGGAACUUCAUUCGGACGCUUCUUAUCUCGAAGACGGAUUUGCCGGUGUGCAAUGUUCCGCGACAGAUUUCACCUCUAUACCUUUGCGACUGAGGUUACAAGGACCAUUGAGUGCACAUGGCAUUGGCCGUGUUGAGGUCUUCUACUAUGGACAGUGGGGAACAAUCUGUGAAAGUGAGUACAGGCGAUCGAUGCGACAAAACAGAUGGCACAAGAAGACACAUGCAGUAGAUGCUAGCUACAGGGUUAUAUGUCGUCAGCUUGGGUAUUAUGAUGCUGUUAGGGCUCUACGAAGAGACGAGGUUCCACUAGGUUCUGAGAGGAUAUGGUUGGAGUCCGUCUUUUGUACAGGGAAUGAAGAAAAAAUAGAAAAUUGUUAUCUUAGUAGUUGGGGGGAUAAUCAUUGCUCGCAUGAGAAUGACGUCGGAGUUGAAUGUACAGCAAAUGUAACUACCACAGCAAGUCCAACUGAUUCAGUUAAUUUCAGAACAGAAAAAUCAAAAUCAGGCGAGAAAUCAAAUAAACCCAAAUGGCCUUUAUUGAUGACAAUACCAGCAAUCAUUAUCGUUAUCGUUGUCUGUGUCGCGAUAUUUUUUCACCGUCGAAGGUUAAGAAUAAAAUACAUUAAACUAGAUUCCAAAACUCCAGCUAUCCUUUUCUUACCAAAAGAUGAGCAUGUUAUAAUCCUCGAUAAAAAAAAUUAGACAACGUGACCAAGUUUUCCAUAAGGUGAUCUUCGACAAGCUGAAGCCGAGUUAUCAUUGAAAGCUUAAUAGUAGCGCAACCAAUCAGAGCCAGCGAUAAAUGAUAGUUUGUAGUACGUUUACGAUUAUACUAAAUACUAUUAUCAGGCAAUGGCAAUAUUUGUAAAGUACAAUAUCUUUCAGUGCAAGUUUAAAAGUGACUAUUAAUCAUCCUGCAUUCUGAUUAGUCAAAAAUCACUGUCUGGGAAGUGAUAGUAACUGCAUGGUCGGUGACUAUAGCUUUUU